Molecule: messenger RNA, 1587 nt
Organism: Gavialis gangeticus (Gharial)
Lineage: Eukaryota; Metazoa; Chordata; Crocodylia; Gavialidae
Gene: SMPX
Product: small muscle protein, X-linked
Exons: 5
Coding region: 184-450 (88 amino acids)
Cellular component (GO): costamere; muscle tendon junction; M band
Source: RefSeq, a predicted model, not a curated record
UUCUCUUUUACACUUAGCUUCUAAACUGAGUUCCACUCCAGCCCUGAGCUGCACUCAGUACCAUACAGGCACAAAGCACUCAAGCUAUUUCAGACACAUUUAAAGGAUCACAGUCAAGAUCUCAGCUGGUUGAAGAGGUGUCUUGUUCAGCAUCGAAAGGAGGGGUAAGGCUCUCUCUUAAAAAUGUCAAAACAGCCAGCUUCAAAUGUCAGAGCCAUUCAGGCUAAUAUCAACAUCCCAAUGGGAGCAUUCCGACCUGGUGCAGGACACCCUCACAAAAGAAAAGAAUUUACACCGGAGGUGGAAGAGAACCCUCCUGCUUCUACAGAAGAAGAAAAGGAGAAGAAGCUUCUCCCAGGAGCCAAGAAACUUCCAGGCCCUGCUGUCAACUUAUCAGAGAUUCAGAAUAUAAAGAGUGAGCUGAAAUUUGUCCCCAGAGCUGAGCAGUAGUAGAAACAAACAGGCCUAACAAGAGAAACAGAAUGGAUCCCAGUGAAUGCAGAACAUUGAAAUAUUUUAUAUAUUUGUAUGAAGAUUAUGGACUUCCUAAAUACAAGAUACUCCAUAAGAAACUUUCUCUUUGUACAUUUAUACCAACACUUUCUUGUUGUUCAUGUUGCUUUAUGUAAAAAAAAAAAAAGCAUUGGUGACACCACACUGUGCAGAGUAGUAAGUGGUGAACCUGUAUAUAUACAGAAAUGAGCUUGAUCUUAUGUGCAGAGAUUAAUGGAGACAAUGGAGGUUAGAGGAGACAAAAGGCAAAUAAAUAAUUUUUUCCAGGUAAAAUAUCUCUAGUACCUGAAAGAAAUGUUUUCCUUACUUUUCAAAAUAAAUCAUACAGGUAAAGUGUUUUAAUGGAACCCUGGUUACAGAUUUAAGAAGAGAUGAUAAAAUUCACACUUUACCUUUAAUGACUAGCUAAAUAAGUCUGACCUGUAAAACAAAGAGAUAAAGUAAGAUGACAAUCUUACAGGUGUGGUCUUUGAACAAGAAGUUCAUCUUAAAUUCCUCCUUCAUAGUAAAGCUGCAGGCUUUUUCUUUUGCUUUAUAGUAUAAAAUGCAUUCUUGUUCAGAUGUUUCUACAUUGCUUUUACAUUCUACAAUGAACAUAAAAAAAAAGACGUGGAAAGUAAAGCGUUCCUUACAGAAGCCUUAGCUCCAGAAAGCAUCUCUGUUCAGGAAAAUACAUUAGCUGAAGCAAGUUCUUAAUCACAUGCUUAACUACCAUGAACACAAGCUUAAAAUUAAGUCUAUACUGAAUUGCUUCCUGAAUAGAGGGCCUUAGGACCCAGUCCUGCACUUUAUACUCAAACAGUUUGGCUUAUGAACCUUGAUGGAGCAGUUCACCUGAAGGAACAGGCAAACAUGCAAAUGUCAUAAAAUAUUGCCUUGUAUAUGUUUCUACUGAAUUAUCAUGGCACAGAAAUAGAAUACACUCAAAUAGACCCCUAAAUACAAAUGAAUAAAUAUGAAACCUAAAUGCUUGUUUUAUAUGGUAUGUACAUAAUGAAGUGUGUUUAAAGCAUAUUCUAUUUUUGGAAAUGAAACGUUAUUGUUGGAGAAAUUCAAUACAUUAUGUUUCCUUGA